Messenger RNA from Monopterus albus (swamp eel), 2781 nucleotides. It is a transcript of the gene g3bp2a, whose product is annotated as G3BP stress granule assembly factor 2a. Bases 202 to 1737 code for a protein of 511 amino acids. The transcript is spliced from 13 exons. Gene Ontology annotation, cellular component: cytosol; ribonucleoprotein complex. NCBI's taxonomy places the organism in Eukaryota, Metazoa, Chordata, Actinopteri, Synbranchiformes, Synbranchidae. Gene Ontology annotation, molecular function: mRNA binding. The record is from RefSeq and is a predicted model, not a curated record.
AUAAAUCCAACCUAUCACUUUAAAUCUUCAGUCUCUGGUACAGCAGAGAUCAUAAACUGUUAGUGGAGCGUGGGAAAUAGUUGAUUAGUUUACCUGGGAUACGCUGCAUUUUAGAACAGUUUACUUGUUAGUAUUUAAUACAAACAAUUCUGUCUACAUAGAUAGGUCUUUCAUAAGCACUUAAUAUUGUUUACCAAAGAAAUGGUGAUGGAGAAGCCAAGUCCCCUGCUUGUAGGGCGGGAGUUUGUGAGGCAGUAUUACACACUCUUAAACAAGGCACCAGAUUUCCUGCACAGGUUUUAUGGGAGGAACUCGUCCUAUGUUCAUGGAGGACUUGAUCCAAAUGGGAAAGUGGCAGAAGCAGUGUAUGGACAAGCGGAAAUCCACAAGAAGGUCAUGUCUUUGCAAUUUAGUGAAUGCCACACAAAGAUCAGGCAUGUGGAUGCUCAUGCCACAUUGAGUGAUGGGGUGGUAGUGCAAGUCCUUGGCGAACUGUCGAAUAAUGGCCAGCCCAUGAGGAAGUUCAUGCAAACUUUUGUGCUUGCUCCAGAGGGCUCUGUGGCAAACAAAUUCUAUGUCCACAAUGACAUCUUUUGUUAUGAAGAUGAGGUUUUUGGAGAUUCUGAAGCCGAGCUUGAUGAGGAAUCAGAAGAGGAAGUUGAAGAGGAGCCAGAAGAGAGGCAGACGUCACCUGAGCCACUUCAAGAAAGCCCCAACAGUACCACCUAUUAUGAACCGCAUCCUGUCACUAAUGGAGUAGAGGAGCCCAUGGAGGAGCCAGCUCCUGAACCAGAGCCGGAACCUGAACCAGAGCCCAAAGUAGAGGAGAUAAAGCCUGAAACAGAUGAGAAGGUUCUGGAGGAGAUGGAAGAGAAAGCACCUUCACCGGUCCCUGUGGAGUCCCCACCAAACACCCAGGAGCCUCCCAAGGCUUUCUCCUGGGCCUUGGUGACCAGUAAAAAUCUGCCUCCUACCGGCACAGUCACAUCCUCUGGGAUCCCACCUCAUGUUGUUAAAGCUCAAAGCUCACAGCCCCGAGCUGAAGCCAAGCCGGAGACACAGACGGCACCUCUUCGAGCCAGAGACCAGCGCACUCGUGACAGACCGUCUUUCACUCCACGGGGUCCCAGACCUGAUGGUGUUGCGUCUUCAGAGUCACAAACGGGAAAGCCACAUUUGAAUUUUGUUAGCAAAGGUGGCAGAGGAGGAGAUGGUGAAUCUGGUGACAUGGACAGCAGGCGGAUUAUCCGGUACCCCGACAGCCACCAGCUUUUUGUUGGCAACCUCCCACAUGACAUUGACGAGAACGAGCUCAAAGAGUUUUUCAUGACAUAUGGAAAUGUGGUGGAGCUGCGGAUCAACACCAAGGGUGUUGGUGGGAAGUUGCCCAACUUUGGAUUUGUGGUUUUUGAUGACUCUGAUCCUGUGCAAAGAAUCCUGGGGGCCAAGGUAGAAGGGCCCAUCAUGUUUCCAGGUGAGGUACGUCUGAAUGUGGAGGAGAAGAAGACAAGGGCGGUGCGUGAACGAGAGACGCGUGGUGGAGAUGAGCGUCGGGACAUGAGGCGCAAUGACCGGGGCCCUGGAGGUUCACGAGGCAUCGUGGGAAGUGGAAUGAUGCGUGAACGUGAUGGGAGGGGACCACCGCCUCGGGGUGGCAUGGCUCCCAAACCUGGCAUGGGUUCUGGAAGGGGCUCUGGUGGCCAGGGAGAGGGUCGCUUCACAACCCAGCGCCGCUGAGAAGAGCACCAUCUGCAAGUGUGGAAGUAUUACCGUGUUCUUCAUCUUCAACUGUUCUCGUUAACAAAAACAAAUCUUCAUGUAUAAACGUAUAUAUUUGUUUUGAUUUUUUUUUUUUAAUUUUGUUCUCUCUUUGCUUUGGAAUGUGACACAGCCUGUCAACCAUUUGUUUGUGAAACAGACAAAAAGUAAGCAAACAAAAUUUCCCUUGUUAGUUGUGAGCUGAGCGUCCUUUUGAAGUAUCAAGAAUUCAGAACUUUAAUUUGUAGAUUCGUGAUAAAAGGCAAACCAACCGGGAGUAAACGCUGCAUUGGGAGGGACUGAUGAGACUUUCAACUACAGUAAUACAGCCCAUCAUUUGGAAAAGAGAUUAUAUGCCUUGACUUACCUGGGGUGCUGCUUCACGAAAUCCCUCUAUUGCACGUUUUUAUAUGGUAGGUUUCCGCUCGUUACUGUUGGAAAAGAGAAAGAUGCAAAAUUUGUGCAGUUCCAAAGGGAAAGCUUGCCUUUUUUUCCUUUUUGAGAGACCACUGCUUCAAAAUUGCAUAAUGUACUCAUCCAUACACUAAAUGGGUACCUUUGUCAUGUUACAUUGACAGCCAUGCUUGGAACACAGCUGGAAAUACCUGUUUUGUCUCAAAGCGAUACGACUUACCGGGGCAGGCCUCGCUCACAGCCCAUCUGCUGUGACCAAUGUACUUUUCACAUUUUUGACCCAAAACUAUGCUUCAAUUACUGCUGGAUGGACAAGAUGACAAGCAAAUCUACAUUAUAUUUUUCCUCCUUUAUAAAUUAAAAAAAGCUCAAAUCCUGGACUUUAACCAAAAGAGUGGGGGGACAAAGGAUAAACAUGAAAUAAAGCUGAACAAUAGAAGAGUGGCGGUAAUGAUGGUGGCUCACUCUGCUUUUCUUUUGAUUCAAAGUUUGGUUUCUUCAUGAUUUUCCCUGCCAGCUACACAGCUAAACAGGGAUGGACAACACCUCUUUCUCAAUUGAUUCCCUUGCUGUCUUAAGUAACAGAAUAAAUGUACAGCAAAAAUCAUA